AUGGCUCUUACCGGACACAACAGCAUUAUUGUAUUCGGUUGCGGUGUGAAUGGUCAACUAUAUGAGGUGGAACGAUACGAUCCCGACACUGCAAACAGUGAGGAUCUGGGACGUAUGGAUGAGCGAGUGUUCGCCGCAUGCGUUGGAGUGGGAGGUAAGAUAAUAGCUGGUUUUUUUUAUCUUCUUUUACUCUAGCUAGGCUACUUUUCUGCUAAUAGCUCAGAAGUGGAUCGGUGUCCACUUGAGUUUUCCAGGAAGCAUGGAUAUAGUGCAAAUAUAUUCACCUUAAUGAGUAUCUACUUAACGAUUGAACAGUCAAAAUAAGCGUCUUCCGAUUCGAUUGUUCUGUCCGUAUCGGGUAACCCUUUACCCCAGCGUCAUGGCAUUAUUAUAAGGCAGCGCAUCUGUGGGUCGUCCAACAACACUACUUUCCAAUGGCACUAACUUUUCAGUCGAAAAAAACAUAGGAGGGAUGUGCAAAUACUUUUUCGUCAGCGCCUUUUACUGCUGAUAAGCUGGAUGGGGUAGUUCCGAUCCUAGUUUACUUGUCCAUUAAAAGGGGCUGAUUUGCUCAGAGGCUGCCCUUACCCUGAGAGCGCAAUAUCUGCCCCCUUGUUCCACUUGGCGCAACCUUUUUUGGAAUUCUAAACAACUCGCUCGCGGACACGCAUUAUGACACCUCCCCUCCCCCAUUCCCCAAGUUCUCGUCCUGCUCAUUCGAUUUGGUGACCUGACAGAUUCUCAGGCUGACCCUUCUAUAGGAUGCAUUGUAAAUUCACUGUCAGUCUCCUUGUUCCUAGGACUUAGCUGUCGAUGAAGGUGUACGCCUCAAGUCCAGAAUCUCCCUGUCACUGCUGUGAAAAGUCGCUGUAACGAAAUGCAAUGCGGAAACGCACAAUGUUAUCUGAUUCGUGUUGCAGUCAGUGAGAUUGCUCAGCCUGCUGUGCUACGACUGGUUACAUUUGACUGCAUUGUCUACUGAAUGGAGGAGGGGCGUCACACACGGCUGUCGUCUGGUGUAAUUGGGAGCGGAGCGAACUACUGCACGUUGGAGUUUGUUCCCAACCUCUCAGAAAGUGUCUGUCUUCUUGGAUAUAAACAAGACAGCAUAUACUGCCGUUUAUUCAUCUAUCCUGAGCUGCAUGUUAGUUCCCGAGUCUGGUUUCAUUUACCCCGAUGAAUUUCACUACCAUGGGGCCGUCUCGCGCCAAUGAACGGACUGUUAGUCUGAGUGUUAGUUCGGCACAUCUGUUAAGCGACUCAUCACAUUCGCUUACCCUAUGCGCUGCCUGGCCUCCGACCCACGAAUGCAGUCUUAUCUGAUGUCCAAAUCGUCCAAUGUGUUAUCUCUAGAGUGUGGCUUGUCCUCAAAAGAGUCUGUUAAGGUCAACAAACGGCAGAUAGGGAGUUAAGUGUCAUGCCAAUUGUACUAAAUACAUUACCUAGAUAGUAAAGUUUCCAAGGGAACGUGGAUACAUUGAAAGAACAUCUUGGAAUGAUUACUGCAUCCAAAGUUAUCCCGUAUUGUCUUUGCGGUGGGAGGGGGUCGCAUCAAACAGAAUAAAUAUUUCUCAAAUUUCAGGUUCCAUAAUCAGUGCAGCGGCUAUUAUUCUUAACAUAACCACCAAAAGGAAGUCCACAUCCCAACUAAGUAGGCGACUGCCCCAUCAUGUUCUGCUAAUCUGGCUGUAGCUGCUGUAAGUGGACUUUGCCAAUUUUAUCUCCCUCAUUCCAUGCUUCAUAGGCCUCGGCAGUAAGUAUUUUAUAAAUUAGGCUUAUAUUAUCUGCUGAAAGUAGUUGGCAUCCUAACAAAGAAGAAGACUGUCUGACUGGGCGACCUGACUGUUAGUCUGUUUUGUCCGCCUCCUCCACAUCUCCUUUUCUCCGCCUUCCAGCCAGUUUUUAAAAAAAUCAAAAUAUCUCAAUAACCGAUGAACCGCACUGGCAGAAGCUGACGACAAAUUAAAAUUUAUUACUUUCAGUUUCAUGUUCACUACCACUGAGUCUAUCCAUUCCUCAGACGGCGCCUUGCCAUUACUAAGUGUUUUCUGUCCUAUGUGAGUGACUGUAUUUGAGCAGCUUCUUGGAAGUGCCCGUGGUUUACCAAUUGAUGACUCGGACACCGUCUCAACACUAUGCCUUGAGUUACGGUUUUCUCGGCUAGCACCAUUUCCAAUUUAUCAUAUUUGAACAUGACGGAGAAGAAGAAGAAGAAGAAGAAGAAGAAGAAGAAGAAGAAGAAGAAGAAGAAGAAGAAGCGAUUGCUGAAACAAAAUAUGUUGUCCUGACAUCUUGCAUUCUCAUUUCAGCACAUCAUCAAAGAAAGGUGCUUUUAAUAUCUAAUGUAGCCUCCUUGAGUCUUCAUAAUUUCAUCUUAGAUCCUUCCUUCGGGUUGUUGUUUAUUCACUUUACUGAAGACUAUUGAACUGGUAGAGGGGUGCUCAGCGAUCGCGCUUCGGAACUCGCUACUCUCCUUGUGCCUUCGGACUCUCUCUCUCUCUCUCUAGCCCGUCAGCAGUCGUACAGUGGCGCGUAAUUUAGGCAGAAUGGCAUUACCAACAAGGACACGCGAGACUGGAACGGCCACUGGCGAUUAUGGAGCGCCCCUUUACCAUUCCGUAUGCCCGGUCGAAACCGACAGGAAAAAGAGCCCGUGGCUCAGUGGUGAGAGGUGUUAGACUUCUAACCAUCAGGUCGCGGGAUUGAGUCCCAGGUGUUGCACACAUCGGGGUCGGCUGCGGCUGGCUGACGAUGGCUAAUGUGCCAGAAAUGGCCGUUCCAGUCUCUCUUGUUUUCAUCGUCAAUGCUAUUCUGCUCAUUGACCUCCAUAUUCCCGGACCUCCCACAGUCUGACUAUAGUAUGGAGCACAGUGACCUAGAUGCCGUUGUUCACGUGGUCCAUUACAUUGUCAAUCCUCUAGACAGGGUUUUUUUGCGCGUACACAUCUACCUUCGGUACUGUUCCCCGCCACCUUUUCCAAAGGAAGACAGUCGAGUACCUCUACCCCUUUUAGUAGUCGCGUUCCAUUUCAUCAUCCCAUUCCGCUGCACACUGGUGGUCUGUGGCCACUCAACAACUGCAUGUGUCAGGUUAUUUGUCAUCCUGUCAAAGUAAGAGUGCUCACCAACUUCUGGGAAGGGCUAGGAUCAUGUCUCGGCAUGGCCAUCAGCGACAACUUUCUUCUUAGCUAUCAGACGCCCGUUUAAUGUGUUUUUUUCUACCACGAUCCUCUCUCAAACCUGAAUUUUAUCCAUAUUCCUUCAAAUAAAGUCUUGCAUUUCCGGUACUCUGUUGAUUAGCUGUUUUCUAAUCUCCAAUUUACUCCUCAUGUUGUAUUACUUUUAACAAGAUUGCCGAUAUGUAGUCCGGCGCUCUCUGUUUGCUUCAGACAACGUGUACGUCAUUGGGGGACGGCUUUGGAACGAGCAAGGCUACGAGACCGACCAAGUUAACAAAUUUAACGUUCGAACCCGUCGUUGGACUCCGUGUUCACCCCUGGCAUAUCCCCGCUGCAGUAUUGCUACUUGUGGCGUCGAGAUCAACUUUUUGGGCGAGGGGACCCAGAAGGAGAACGGAAUAAUUAUUUGUGGGGGCCAAAAGAGGAAUGGAGAUUCAACAGAAAUCGUGGAGCUCUUUAUUCCGCGCCAAAACCGGUGAGAUUUGGGUCCUUUCUUCGGUAUCCUCGUCAUUGAGAUCGUUGGGUUUGCACUAGUCUUUUGGAUAGAUAUCUCUAAUGCAGUCAUGUCCGUAGCACAGAUAACCCGAUAAAUGCCUAGAUGCAUUUUUCUGACCUGUUCUUGUUUGAUUCAGCUGCAUGAUUUUUAUUUCAACGGUGUAUUCCCUGGAAUUUUACUGUGGUUUAUGACAUUGCGGUGAUUGUUUUGUAAAUCAUGGGAAGGCGAGGUAAGUCCUCCGUUACAGUGUUACCGGAUCAUGAGAAUUCACCUCUUUCGGACCAAAGGGUUAAAAGCAGCAUUCUUUUUCUUCGGUAAUAAACAUUGUGGUCAUUCAUAAAACGCAGAUGGUUAGGGCAGAAUACAGUGAUGUUUACCAACCUGCCCUGAUUGUUUAUGGGACGUGAAUAUCUCCACUUGGCCUUAGAGUUGUGGAUCUGGGUACCAGCCAUGCAGUCGCGACAGAGGUUUGGAACAAUAGGAAGUAAUUUCUAACCAAUUGACAGUUCGACCAUCGGUUUCGAUGAUGUCCACCGUGUGCCCCACAGUUUCAGGAGCAAUGGGAGCAGAGACGGUGACUUACGCAGGGGUUUAUAGUGCCGGUAGACUUGCGUAGCAUCUACCUACACUCUCUCCUCCUCCCCCGCCUGGGCCCGGUGUCAAGACAGAGUCAAGAAGACCGGAGACGAGGGAGGCCGCAGGUGUAUGGCUCGGACGGAUCCUCACCUUGGCGUUCCACCACACCCCCUCGUCCACACAACAAAUAACCAGGAUUUCAACCAACACAAGAGAGAUUUGGAGGCUGGCACGGCCGAAGCCGCACCUAGGCGUGCCGCCAACGCCUGGCUCGGAUCCCACACUGUGAUGGGAGUGCCAUAAAGGCCACAUUAAAAAGGAGCCAUUGCAGCCUGACUCUCAGACGGCCUCCCGUUAAGGAGGAGGUCCAAGGUACCCCGUCAGUUGGCAACCUUCCAAGCCACGGCUUUUAGCACACCGUGAUAGCUUUAAGCGCGUCAGAUUGUUUAUAGUGAGGAGAAAGUGCGCUGAGUCGUCGACCUCACUCUCCCUUCCCACUCCCACACCCCAGCCGCUGUCCGAGCCGGUCAGCAGACUGGAGUGGGGAAUGGGCGCGGUGGCUGUCAUGGUCGACUGACCAUGACUGCGCGCGCCACGGCACGACCUGGCCCCCCAUACACACAACACACAACAAUUAGUCAUCUGCAGUCAGUAUCUACAUGUCAACUCCUAUUGGUGGACUUAUGCUGCAUUAGCAAACAUGCUGAGGUGCCCCUUAUUGUGCAUCCCGCUUCUCUGCAACGUGGAUAAUUGAGAUUGAAUCCAAGUAGGCGAAAUAGUAGCAAAUCAGAGCCAAGGAUCUACAGUCAGCCAUGAACCGACUGCUGGUGCUACCUUUACAGAAGUUAAAAACGGAAAUUAGACACGAGUUGAUAGUAUCCGGUUGGAUUCCAAUUGAGAAAUGUUGACUGUCGGCUAACUUCACACUACCAGGACAUGUGUACAGUAUAAUCGGAAGUCUAAAACACCCACUGUGGUAGUUGCGUAAUUUGGUUUACUCUCAGGAAAUGCAGUUAAUUUCAAAGGGGGAUAAGCUGUCUGCCGAAUGAUUAACCAUAAAAGGCAGGGAAUUUCCAAAUCUCCUCUAGGGGAACGGUGGCUGCGUUCAAAGGCACACUGGAAUGAUUACUUAUCCAAAAUUAUUACGUAGCUUAUUCGUGAUGGCAGCUGCCUUUUCUAACCCUUUUGAAUGUGCACUCACUUGCUGAUUAGUAUGGUUGUCCGCAAUAAACUGUUGUAGAUAAUUUCCGUGGAGAAAAACGAGUACCUCUUGUGGUUACACGCAUUUACUGAGGUCAACGUAUGUCUUUCAGAGGACUUCUCUGUCUACACUGCGCAGCAUUUAAUGCGCAAACACCCGUAAAAGGGAGGUCAGACCGCCCGCGCUCAUGCUGCCAUGCUACUUAUAAGCGAUGUCAAACGUGGCCAGACUGUGCGGUCACAAGACAACACAAGAGGGAAGUGGGUACAUGAGGCUGCCACUGGCUGCUAAUGCAUUGAUAUACAGUGAGUGACCUAUCUCAUGAAAUGUUGGCUGAAAUUCUAAAAUGCGUUUUCGAUUAGGAAGGAUUACUUGGUCGCGGUUGUAAUACUGAUUAUCUUGUGACAUACUCUUAUAACAUUUCGGGCUCGGCAGGAUGUCGGCUUUUAAAUGCACUUCUUUUCAAUCUCCUGUAGAGAGCGUGCUCAGUAAAAAAUGACUACUUAUGUAGCAGGCAUUUUUCCCAUUGAUUUUCGGUGGUCUUGCAAAUUCAAAUAUAUUUUAGAGAAACCGCAAACAAAAAUAUGCUGUCUUUUAGUCAAUCAAUUGAGAAUCACGUCUUCGUGAUAUUUUAUCCUUAUGGAAAGAGUAUAAUUAGGUUUUAAAAAAGUUUUCUAAUUAUGAGACUUUUUAAGACCGCGAUAUAUCCAUUCACAUAGCAUCGUACCUGUCCGUUUACCACUGCUCCUCAUGGAAUGUACAACAUGGUCCGCAUCCAUUGCAAAAUUUUAUGGACUCUGUAUGAUAUGGCUUUAAUGGCAUAGAAAAAUAUGGGAUUUUCUUUACGUGGAACGAAUGCACCUUGUAGAGUGAAAUCACUAAGCGCUAAUGCAACGAAUGAUCAGGCGCCAAAUUAUUCGACAAUCAGAAAACCUUUUUAAAACCCAAUUAUACUCCUUCCUUAAGUAUAAAAUAUAAAGAAGACGUGAUUUUCUAUUGAUUGGCUAAAAGAAAGCAUAUUUUUGUUUGGGGUUUCUAUAAAAUAUAUUUGAAUUUCCAAGACCAUCGAAAAUCAAUGGGAAAAAUGCAUGCUACUUAAGUAGUCAUUUUUUACCAAGUACGCUUUCUAUAGUAAAUUGAAAAGAAGUGGAUUUAAAAGCCGACAUCCUGCCGAGUCCGAAAUGUUAUAAGAGUAUGCCACAAGCUAAUCAGUAUUAAAACCGCGACCAAGUAGUCCUUCCUAAUCGAAAACGCAUUUUAGAAUUUCAGCCAACAUUUCAUGACAUCGGUCACUUACGGUAUAUAUUUUUAUGGCCAUUUUCGAGCAUUAGGAUUGGCCGGAGUUGUGUCAUUUAAAAGCAUGCCUUCAGACCAGAGGUAUAGAAAGAUCUGUUCUGUGUGAACGGCUAUUUUUACAGACGAUUCAACUGAAGCAUUCGCUGCUUCCUGUAGCAAGUGCUGAGCUCCACUGACUUGCUGCAAAUAUAGAAUGUGCCGGCUGCCGUCAAUGCAGGCGUCCAGAAUGGCCGGCGCGGCGGUGGCCCUGCCCGACGGUCGGGUUUUCGUGGCGGGCGGCUAUGAUACGCGAUGCGCAGGCUACCAGGCCGGUGUGGAGUUCUGCAACUUGCAGUCCGGCUGGCAGAUGGACACCAGCAGUGAGUUCUGGCAACCGGCCGCCCCAAUGACCCACGCCCGAACAGAUCUCGCUAUGGCCUAUUUUAAGGGACAGGUGAUCGCCGCAGGUGGCCGACCGGGAGGAAACACUGUGGAGGUGUUCUUCCUGCCGGACGUGGACCAUCCUCUAGGACAGUGGACUCUGGUCACUCCCAUGUCCACUUUGAGUUCAUGUUCAGCUUUGCUCGUCUGUAAUAAUCGCCUGUUUGCAGUUGGAGGUGAGUAUUUCUUUAUUUUUGUCCUUCACGCGCGUCACGUUUCUACGUAUAACUUUAUGAUUGUCCGUCAAACCUAGAUUUUCAAAUUGGGCACGGGCGGCGUAAUUAAUUUAUAUGGACAGGUUUAAUGAAAGAGGGUACAUCUACUACGCGUGCUUUGAAAAGGGCAUUUUUUGUUUUUAAAUAAUAAAAAUGAUGAAGUGGUCGGGGUAGGGUCAGGAUGUUUUGAUCUAACUUUAGUCAUGUUUAUGAAGCAUCCGAUCCCCUCAGAGUGGUAACACUAAAGUUCAGCCGAAUAAUGUUUCGAAUUACAAGGUUUCUAAUAUAGGGCUUUUACGGAUCAAGUUAGUGGCUCUCCUGUACCGAUAGGUAGUAAGAUUGGACGAAAUCAGACGAAAGUAUAGCACGUUUGCUGAAAUAGUAAGUCGUAAUCACAAGGCGACGCUCACCGAUGGUUUUAACGGAACCCACUCGUUCCUUUUUGCCUUAGGACUCUCUCUCGAGCCGAACCAGCAGCCACACAGCGGCGCAUAGUAUAAGCAAAAUAGUAUUACCGACAAAGACAAGGGAGACUGGAAUGGCCAUUUCUGGCUUAUUAGCCGUCAUCAACCAGUCGUACCCAACCCCGAAGUGUGGAAUACCUGGGGCUUGAUCCCGUGACCUAUUGGUUAGAAGCACAACCCCUCUAACCACUGAGCUACGGGCUCGUUGUCCUGUCGGUUGCGAUCGGGAAUAUACAAUGGCAGGGGAUGCUCACUGAUAGUUUUUACGGAACUCACUCUUCCCGUUGUCCCGAUCGCAACCGACAGGACAGCGGGCCCGGCAGAAAUAGUCAUUCCAGUCUCCCUUGGCUUUGUCGGGAAUGGUGUUCUACCAGUAAGUAUAAAGUCUGCUCACGAAUUUAUGCAGAAUUUCGAGAUAAAUACUACCAGUUUCAGCGAACUAGCUGUGACUGGUCUAUACCAGCAAAGCCGGGCAUAUUGUGCAAUGCAAGCAGAAAAUUAAUGAGCUAAAGUUUCGAUACGCCGACUGGUUAAAUGUCUGGGCAAGUGUUUUGCUGACCGUUUGCUGAUGUUUGUCGCGCGUCUUAAGGGUUUGGGUCAGUAGUAAUUUCCCAUUUUUCAAGAAUCUAACAUAUUCCCGUUUGAUAGGAAUUCUUUCCCUACAUUACGCGUUUACUGAUUGGUCCCUAGGUGGGAAACGAAAUUCCUUAAAGCACACUAGACCAUGAACCACUCGUGAUUGCAACGGAAAAUGGCUUGCGCGCUUACAUCAGUUCGGUCAAAGUCAUCUGCUCAUACUCACACUGAACUUUUUAAACAAUUUCAAAUCAGCGCUAGUUGCUGUGACCUAGGUUAUCCUGAAAGUUUUUCAGCCUAGUUUUCAUUGUACGGACGAUAGGGGCUAGUCUUGGUAAAACGUAGACUAAAAUCCUUAGCUAUGCAGUCAUAUACAAGACACCAUUGCCAAAAAAUACCUGAAGGCCAUAUUUUUGUAAAGAAAUAUAUCAGGAAGUGCCGUCUUGGCGUUAGUGGUCUUUUUCUAACAAUUAUUAUCAUUCAUAUAGAAAAAUAAUAUCUGAUGUGAAAUUGAUUUUCGCAGUUAGUUAUUAAAUUCUUCAAACGCAAAAGUAUUAUUAACACUGACGGCUGACGAAGUGCUUCCGCAUAUAAUUAAGAAAGCCGCGUUUCUUUCAGUUGUUAAAUCGUCUGCAGAAAUAUUUAUUACACAAACUAGGUCUUUCUACAGCUUGAGUCUGAAGGCACAAAUUCCAGUUGAAAAGUCAAGUCAGCGAACACGCGUUUUCGGUAAUUCUUCCUCAGGCCAAUACAAUUGCAUGAAGGAAUGAAAAGGUACAAAAUCCACAGUGUUUAUAGAUGCCUCAAGGGCUAUUAAGUCACUAACACUCAUCAUCCCCACACCGCCCGCAUGAGAAGGUCGGUGGGUGUUAGUCGUCAGAGCUAGGGGAGGGGGGUAAGACAGUCUUUGAGUGAUGUUCUUGGGUUGAGUACAGGGAGCACCCAUCAUCGUGAUUAGGGAUUUGAGGCGGCAUGGCUUCAUCACUUGGGGGUCGGCGUUGGCCACGGCAGCGAAAACGCUUGUGUCAGAGUUUUCUGACAGCAUAACAUCGGAUUCGCUAACCGUAUAGCUACUGCCUCGGCCGUUGCUAGUAUCUGUUGGCGUAGGCCUUUAGAGAAGCAUGUUGGUGUCCGGCAGACAACCUGAAAUGCUUUCUUGGCAUCGACUCGUUGGUUCGAUCGAUACGACCUUCUCAUGCGGGCGGCGUGGGGAUGAUGAGUGUUAGUGACUUAAUAGACCAUGAGGCAUCUAUAAACACUGUUGAUUUUGUACAUUUUCAUUCCUUCAUGUAAUUGUAUUGGCCUGAGGAAGAAUUACUGGAAACGCGUGUUCGCCAACUUGACUUUUCAAUUGUAACAUGGAAAUAUUUGCGGAACUUCCAGUUGGUUUUACUGCUCGAAAUUUAAGGGGAAAAAUUCACCCUACAUAAGUAAUCACUUUUUAAACAGUUCUGUUUUUUCGGAAACAAGCUCAUUCAAGAGAGGUUGUCUCGGCGUCACUGAAAUACUAAAAAAAUAUCUUGUAUUAUAAUGAAAAUUAAAACUUAACCUGAGUAAUUCUUUAAAAGGGGACACUUAUUUUGGAAUUCUGAUUAACAUUUAAUGCUAUAGAUCAGAUACUAUAUAGACUCUGCUUAUUUUCUGUUGAAUUAUCUCAAAGGUUGGCGGUGAUAAGUCAACGUUUAACAGAAUAUAAAUUGAAGUAAUUUAAUCACUCUACUCACAGAAUCACAUUCAUAGAAGUAACCUCGGUUUCUCCACUUGAUACAUAGUUAGGCAGAUUAACUAUAGCGUGGACCUCAGGUCGAAUUGGUCGUCGUACGGCGACGGUUGAAGUAAGCCACGUGCAUGAAAAUAAUAUAUGCGUGCGGUUUAAUUAAAUGAGCAGAAGCAUUAAUUCGUAAGUGGUGCACCUACCAAAUUUUGAUUAAUUGAAUUAAGAGACUGUACUGGAAGGCCAACAGACUACAGCUUUUUGUCUCUCGUCAGUCUGCAAGUUCUGGGGGAGGGAGUUUCUGUGCUCAUUAGGAGGACGUUGGGUACGACUGCUUGAUGGUGACGGAAAUGACCACUUCAAUCUUCCUCAUCCAGGUUGAUAGACUGUCUUACCAAGUUGAGAAUACUUCGCCACCGGACUCUUUGUUCUAAAACCAACAUCUAGAUCAUAUUGUCGCCUAAGGAGGGCUGACAAACUGAAACCGUCCUUUUGUCCUUUCAUAGGGCUUCUAUUUACUAGUUGACAACAGUUUUUUGUAUUUUCGUUUUACCAAAUUAUUGCUUAUUUGCGCUGUUGCCAAAUCAUGAAGCAUGUAUUUUUAACGCAGGUUAUCUGUCUCGCAACAUUGAAGAACUGGCCACCGGUGAAGAUAUUUCAUCCUGGCAGUGGACAGUGAAACGCAGAACAACCUAUGUCGAUUCGUUUUCCGGAGCCGCUUCAGUCUUGCUACAGUAA
This is a messenger RNA of Spirometra erinaceieuropaei, 10875 nucleotides long. NCBI's taxonomy places the organism in Eukaryota, Metazoa, Platyhelminthes, Cestoda, Diphyllobothriidea, Diphyllobothriidae. The record is from the annotation of a GenBank genome assembly.